This is a messenger RNA of Stegodyphus dumicola, 1091 nucleotides long. RefSeq lists its product as uncharacterized. The record is from RefSeq and is a predicted model, not a curated record. NCBI's taxonomy places the organism in Eukaryota, Metazoa, Arthropoda, Arachnida, Araneae, Eresidae.
UAAGCCAUGUGUUUGUUAAGAAGAUGUGUUAAGGAAUUUGAUCUAAAUUUUUCGCAUAUAAACUGAUUUCGGCACAUGCCUGUUCAUUACGGUUUAUUCUUGUGCUGAAGAUGUCUAAUCCAGAGGCAAGUGCGAAGGUUUCGUCUUCUGACAUGGAGAGCCCUAAGACAUUGGAAACCUUUAUCGUGACACCAACUACGAAAGUAAUUCCACGAGGUGAAACGUCUACUAUAUCAACAGGCAAAUGCUCAAUGGAUCCUGAAGCCAGUGAAACACAGAUUCCUGCUUUCAGUCCGGAAGCCAGUGAAACACCGAUUCCUGCUUACAGUCCGGAAGAAAGUGAAGCAGGGAUUCCGGUUUUACAAGGGCAAUUCCAAGCACCUCCUGCAAUCACACAUGUUAUGGAACCUGUUGUGGAACGUAAAGAAUUUCGCCCAUCUCGAAUGGCUGAAUGUACAGAAACCCUUUAUCUAUUCUGCUAUGGGAAGAUAUUUUGGGUAGUAUAUUAUGCCAUCGUUACAAGUUCAAUGAUUACAUCGUUGGUUUUAGCUUUGCUUUUGGAUGCACCAGCUUCUUGGCCAGCAUAUGGAAUUCUUGCAGUGUCCAUUGUUGGAUUCUUUGCUCCUGUAAUCGUAACGUGGCUGGGAUGGAUUUCUACCUACCUACUUUUGUCCACCUCUCCGCUUACAUCUCCGUCAACUAGCGAGAAAGAACCUCAUGUGAGCCAAAAACGUAUGAACGCAGGGAAUCCCGCUUUUGACUCCCCUGUACCUCAAGUUUUAGGUGUAGUUCAGGAGUCAUCUACUGGAGAUACAACGGACUCUUCCUCUUCACCUCGGAUUGUAGUGUUGUCGGCUGACAUCCACGCAGAACAGGUUAAAGAGGUAUCUCGGCCCGCUACUGGAGAAGGAACCAGUGAGGUAGUUCCAUUCGGAACUUCUGGAGGGUCGACUGUUCAGUCUUAAUUUUAAUUAUUGUGCUGGUAUGGUAUUGCUGUGAAAUCAAUUUCUCCAGUGUUUGAAGAAUAUGGCUGAACUUUAGUAUUUUAACUGUCUUAAUUUUAGUAUUUAAUAAAAUCCAUUUUAGCAGCA